AUGCAGUUGCGGCAGGGAGUUGUAGUGCUUGCCGUCGUGGUGGCGGUGUUGGUCUCCUUGAGCGCGGCAGCUGUGCAUAAGCCCGUAUAUGGGCGCUACGCCGGAUGGGUGCCCAGCGCCUCCGCUGCUGCUCGUGCCGAGGACCUUCACCGCGUGCGAUUCUACCUCACCCCCAGCAACGUCGACCGUCUUGAUUCGCUGUUUUGGGCCGUGUCGGACCCUGAGUCUCCGCAGUAUGCCAAGUACCUCACUACCGAUGAGAUCACUGAGAUUGUGUCCCCGUCUGCGGCCGCGCUCAAGACCGUGAUGUCCUGGAUCCACGAGCAGGGCGCCACCAACGUCGAGCUGUCGCGCAACAGGGACGCGAUCACUAUGACUAUGCCCGUGCACAAGGUCGAGGCCGCCUUUGGCGUGUCCCUCGGCCGCUUCGUGUCGCCCGACGGUGAGCGUCACCUCCUCAGGUCGACCAAGGCCUACACUCUGCCGGCCCACAUCGCCGCCCAUGUCGACUUCGUCACCGGCCUCACCGACUUCCCGCCCAUGAGCAAGAGGGCGCUCGCGAAGGCCGCUGCCUCCCGCGAGGUUCCCACGGCCUCUGGCCCGGGCGUGCCGACCGGCCUCGUUGUCCGCGCUCGCGGCGGCGAGGACCUCGCCAUGGAGUUCAUCCCUGUGUGCUACAACGGACAGUUCACCAAGAACGCCCAGCAGCUGUGCGCCGAUAACGGGAAUGUCAUCGACUCUUUCCAGGUCUCGGUCUCGUCCAUCUCCUCGGCUGUGGGUCGUUCCCGCACCGACAGGGGAGUGUAUCCCGAGGAGUGCAAGUUCAACGGCAACUACACCACCUGCACCACCACCGUCAAGGCGUGGUACUACGACGCGGUGAACGUGUCGAUUGCGGCCGUGUUCCACAACGGCAUCAUCAGCGAUCGCGGCUACAAUGCCUACCCCGUCCUGGCCACCCCGCCCAUCGUGCCCCAGAGCGUUUGGAAGCAGUACAACAUUCCGCCCAAUACGCUGGUGAAGACCAACGUGACCCAGUGCGUGGUCGAGUUCGAGCAGCAGUACUACGCGCCCUCGGACCUUACCCUCUACUUCCAGCAGACCGGGCUCCCCACCGACACCCCCGUCACCGUCAUCGGCCCCAACGACCCGACCAAGCCCGGUGGUGAGGCUACCCUCGAUAUUGAGUGGAUCAUGGGCGUCGCUCCCGGCGCCGCCACUGUCUUCUGGUCCAUUGACCUCCCGUCCCCGGGCGGCGCUGACCCCAUCCUCGAGUGGGCGCUCCAAAUGGCCAACACCGAUAACCCCCCGCAGGUGAACAGCAUCAGCUACGGCGUGGCUGAGGCCCUGGUGGACAAGUUCCUGGGCCAGGGCUACCUUGCCCGUGCCGACCACGAGUUCAAGAAGCUCGCGCUCCGCGGUAUCUCCGUGCUCAUUGCCUCGGCCGACAACGGUGCCGGCGAUUUGGCUGAGAUCCCCAGCUGCACUGUCCUCGAUGCCGACUGGCCCUCGCAGUCGCCCUACGUCACGGCGAUCGGUUCGACGAUCAUCACGCCCGUCUCUGAGCCCAUCUGCUACCAGCGCUCGCCCAUCGACUGCCUCAACAACCCGCUCGGCGAGAUUGUCGUCUCCGUUGAUCAGGGUCUCUUCUGGACCACCGGCGGCGGUUUCUCGAACAUCAGCUCGCGUGCUCCCUACCAGGCCCAGGUGGUGCAGAACUACCUCAAGCACACCAGCAUCCCCUUCCCCGCCCCCGGCGUGUGGAACCCGAACGGCCGCGGCUACCCCGACGUGGCUGCCGUUGGUCACAACCUGAUGUGCGCCCUGAGCGGCGAGUUCGUGCCCAUCGAUGGCACGAGCGCGAGCACGCCCAUCUUCGCCGGCGUGGUGACCCUCCUUAACGACGCGCGCGCCGCUGCCGGCCUGCCGCCGCUGGGCUUCCUCAACCCGAUCCUUUACCAGGCCAGCCGCGACCGCCCCCAGACCUUCUACGAUCCCGUGUGGGGCAACAACAGGUGCGGCGCGCUCACCGACACGCCGGUGUGCUGCCCCGAGGGCUACCACGCCACCGACGGCUGGGACGCCUCCACCGGCCUCGGCACGCCCAACUUCCUGGAGCUCAGGCAAUACGUGCUCCAGUACCCCAAGACCAAGCUUUGA
Acanthamoeba castellanii str. Neff is the source of this 2160-nucleotide messenger RNA. Its product is annotated as Prokumamolisin, activation domain containing protein. Gene Ontology annotation, biological process: proteolysis. The coding region runs from base 1 to 2160 and encodes 719 amino acids. The transcript is spliced from 17 exons. NCBI's taxonomy places the organism in Eukaryota, Discosea, Longamoebia, Acanthamoebidae. The record is from RefSeq and is a predicted model, not a curated record. Gene Ontology annotation, molecular function: serine-type endopeptidase activity; tripeptidyl-peptidase activity.